This is a messenger RNA of Carlito syrichta (Philippine tarsier), 924 nucleotides long. Its product is annotated as uroplakin-3b-like protein. The record is from RefSeq and is a predicted model, not a curated record. NCBI's taxonomy places the organism in Eukaryota, Metazoa, Chordata, Mammalia, Primates, Tarsiidae.
AUGAGGCUUAGUGGGGCAUCGUCCCUGCUACAGGUGCCGCUAUUGCUGCUGCUGACUCACGUUCUGCCCGGGAUGGGCCUGGAGCACAUCAGCUAUGGACCCCAGCUCUGGAGCGAUACCCUGGCAGGAAGGGUCACCCAGUCCACCUUCACCCUGGAGCAGCUGGGGCUGUUCAACCGCCCCAGCGUCUCCGACAUGGACACCAUCUGGCUGGUGGGAGCCCACAGCAAUGUGCCCCCUUCCGCCACCCAGAGCUUCACGGCCCCACAGAUGGUAGAUGACACCCUUGCCCCUGCCCACCUCCCCCAGAGGGGCUACUAUCUCACGCUGAGGGCCAACUGGGCCACUACCAGGGGCCAGGACAGAAACCAGUUCCGUGUCCUUCGCAUCGGCAAUGAUACCCGCUGUGACCCCACCAAAAGGGGCUGCAACUACCCCCUGCCGGGCUCAGGUCCCUACAGGGUGAAGUUCCUCAUGUUGAGUGGCAGAGGAUCCGUGACUGAGACAGAGUGGUCCAGUGAGACCCGCCUGCAGCAAGGUCGGGGGCCGGAGGUGCAAGAGUUCAGGGCUGUCCAGGGACCCCAGAGCCCGGGCACUGUGGUCAUCAUCGCCAUCCAGUCAAUCCUCCUGGCUGUCCCACUCACUGUCCUCCUGGCUGUGCUCAUAUACACCUGUGGGCAUCACUCGCUGCCUGGUGGCGACAUCUGGUAUCGUAAGAGAUGGGCUCCAGACACCACAGUAAGAAGACCUCCCAGCAGAGGCGAAUUGUUUUCUCUGGGUAAUGCCCCAGAUGUCACACAGAGCUCAGGGGCUGAGGAAUGUGGCUUUGGAGAAGCAGGACACCCGGGUCAGGUGGGCAUUGGAAGGUUCCCUGGGCAGGAGCGGCUGUGCAUUGCUGGUGGGCAGAUUGAGGAGGGCGGCUGA